AUGGCCGCCACAACUCUCGACCCUUUGCCAUCACCUAUCGGAGAUGCAGGUGUUGUGACUCCAGGCUCCUAUACUUCUACCGAAUCCGUAACCAAGAUGUUCACACUGCGGUCACAAUCCAGAUGGCGAGCGACCAACCUCAUCGUCAGAGACAUCAAUGAUCUUGUUCUCUUUCGCCUCAACCACAACACAACAGUGCAAGGGGUGGGAUGUAAAUGGACAGUACAGCUACCUAACGGGACUGAUGAAAAGUCGGUUGUAUCCUCCAACUCCUCGAAAACACUCAAAGGGAUUGGUUACAGGUCGAUCGGGUCCUCCGACUCUUCGAAAAGCUGGUCAUGGAAAACAGGAAUUGACUUGAGCAUCGAGAAUCUAGUUGGGGAUGGCAAGCCAAUCACUCUGAAGAUCCGUCAGCCGAAGAGCCAUUUGGACCUAAGCUAUCAUGUUCUGGCAGAUGAAAAACUCGUUGCAAGAAUCACAAAGGAGAAGGCCGGAGCCCGAUCCAUAUAUCCGAGUUGGGAGAUUGAGGUUGCUCAAGGAUUCGACAUGGCUCUAGCAUUUGUCAUUGGCAGGAUAUUGGUCUGGCACCCGUUGAUCAGGGCUCCCGCUGGAGGCGGCGGUGACACUGCAGCAGCAUCACUACAAACAACAUCACUGUUGCUCUUAACGACAGCAAACAUGAUGCUGCUUGUUUGA
Molecule: messenger RNA, 696 nt
Organism: Aureobasidium vineae
Lineage: Eukaryota; Fungi; Ascomycota; Dothideomycetes; Dothideales; Saccotheciaceae
Source: the annotation of a GenBank genome assembly